AUGGUAAUCCUCCUCUUACUUGCUAUAAUAUGCUCAUAUAAUAUAACAUCAUAUCCAUGCUUAACUUAUAAAAGAAAAAAAAACUUUCAUUAUUUAGAAAUAUUUAAAAAUGAGAAAGAGGAGAAUUCUUUAAAAAAUUACAUUGAUAGAUAUAAACUUAUAAAAAGGAAUCGUUUGAAUAUAUAUCCUUUUAAAAAAAAUAAUUUAAUAAAUACGUUAAAAAAUGGAAAUUAUAAUUUCAGUAAGUAUAUUAAGAAGGAUGGUUUUUAUACAACAAAAUUUAUAGUACAAUUAAGUUUAUUUUGUAAAGAAAAGAAAAAAAGAAACAAUGAAAAAAAAAAAAUAUUUAAUAAUAGUAAUUGUUAUCGUUAUAGUUAUAGUUAUAUUGUUGUGUAUUCUAAUGAGGGUCUUCUUCGACAUUCUAGAUGCACACCACAAUAUACAAAAAAUAUUUUUGAUAAUAGGUGCAAAGGUUGUAGGGUGAAGGAGGGAAAAAAUAUAAAUAUCUUUGGAUUUUAUAAUACAAAUAAUAGACGAAUUCAUAAUUAUUCCUUGGAUAUUAGCAGAUCUGAUGAAAAUGAGACAAGUGAUAAAAUAAAAAACAAAAAUAAAAGAGGAGAAAAAUUAAUAAAACAUAAUAAUAAUGAUAAUAUUAAUAAGGAUGAUGAUAAUAAUAAUAAUAAUAAUAAUAUGGAUCGUAUGGAUAAUAUAUCUAUAAAAAAAGAUAGUGCAUGCAGUAAUAAUCUACAAAUAAAUCAUAAUAAUAAUAAUAUGAAUAAGUCAAAUAAUGGUGAUCAUAUAAAUACAUCCAAAGAUGAACGUUCCUUUGAAAAUGUUCUGAACCAAUAUAAUAAAGACUUAAUUUUAAGUAAGAGCAAAAUUGUACAUUUAGAUUUUCCAGUUUGUAGAAUGAAUUCUUCAAAUAUGGUUACAAUGGAUGAUAUAUUUUAUGGUGGUUUUUUAAAUAUAUAUAAACCUGUGAAAUUAUAUUCGAUGAAAGUGUGUGAAAAAAUUAAAAGAAUAUUAAAAGAUUAUUUUUAUAAAUUAUAUAAAAAAAAAGUUAAUAUAAAAGUAGGACAUGGUGGCACCUUAGAUCCAUUUGCUGAAGGUGUUUUAAUAAUAGGAAUACAACAAGGUACCAAAAAAUUAUCAGAUUUUUUAAAAUGUUAUAAAAAGUAUUUAGCUCUAUCAAUUUUUGGAUAUGAAACAGAUACAUUAGAUAGAGAAGGAAAAAUUAUUAAAGAAGAACAUGUUAUUCAUAAGAAAUUAAAAAAACAGGAUAUACUAACAAAUUUACAAAAAUUUAUAGGAAAUAUAGAACAAUAUCCACCUAUAUAUUCAGCAAAACGUUUCAAAGGUUUAAGAUUAUAUGAAUAUGCAAGAAAAAAUAUAUCUGUACAAAUUAAACCUAGUAAUGUAUAUAUUAAAGAUAUUCAAUAUUAUAAUCAAAUCGAUUUUCCUUUUUUCGAUUUUUAUAUACAUUGUUCUGGAGGUACAUAUAUAAGAAGUCUCAUAAGAGAUUUCGCAAAUUCUUUGAAUACAAAUGCGACUUUAAUAAAACUCGUAAGAAUUGAACAAAAUGAAUUUAAUUAUAAAAACUCUCUUCACUAUGAUGACAUAAACCUUGAUAAUAUAAAAAAAUAUUUUAUCAAGUUGUGA
Messenger RNA from Plasmodium adleri (nom. inval.), 1659 nucleotides. Its product is annotated as tRNA pseudouridine synthase,putative. Lineage: Eukaryota; Apicomplexa; Aconoidasida; Haemosporida; Plasmodiidae. Gene Ontology annotation, biological process: mRNA pseudouridine synthesis; tRNA modification. Gene Ontology annotation, molecular function: pseudouridine synthase activity; RNA binding. Gene Ontology annotation, cellular component: mitochondrion. The record is from RefSeq and is a predicted model, not a curated record. Bases 1 to 1659 code for a protein of 552 amino acids. The transcript has a single exon.